Molecule: messenger RNA, 1385 nt
Organism: Cygnus olor (mute swan)
Lineage: Eukaryota; Metazoa; Chordata; Aves; Anseriformes; Anatidae
Exons: 2
Coding region: 624-1271 (215 amino acids)
Source: RefSeq, a predicted model, not a curated record
AAACUAAAACAUAAAAAGGAAGCAUACAGAAAGUGGAAGCAAGGAUGGGUAACCUGGGAAGAAUGCAGAAACAUUGUCUGAGCAUCCAGGGAUGAGAUUAGGAACGCCAAAGCCCAGAUGGAAUUGAAUCUGGCCAUAGAUGUCAAGGACAAUAAGAAGGGCUUCUGUAAGUACAUUAGUGACAAAAGGAAGGCUAGGGAAAAUGUGGGCCCAUUGCUGAACAAGAUGGGGAACCUGGUUACACGGGACAGGGAAAAGGCCGAGGUACUGAAUGCCUUCUUUGCCUCGGUCUUUACCAUCAAGACUGGCCCUCAGGAAUCCCAGGUCCCAGAGACCUGGGGGAAAGGCUGGAGGAAGGAAGAUGGACCCGUGGUGGGAGAUGAUCAGGUCAAGGAAUACUUAAGCAAACUGGACAUUCAUAAUUCAUGGGCCCUGAUGGGAUGUACCCACAAGUACUGAGGGAGCUGGCAGAUGUCCUCGCAAGGCCACUCUUGAUAAUCUUUGCUUGAUCAUGGUGACUGGGAGAAGUGCCUGAAGACUAGAGGAAAGCAAAUGUCACUCUUAUCUUCAAAAAGGGCAAGAAGGAGGACCCUGGGAACUACAGGCCAGUCAGCCCCACCUCGAUGCCUGGGAAGGUAAUGGAGCAGCUAAUCCUGGAAACCAUUUCCAGGUACAUGAAGGACAAGAAAACCAUCAGGAGGAGCCAGCAUGGAUCCACCAAGGGGAAGUCAUGCUUGACCAACCUGAUAAGCUUCUAUAAUGAUAUGACCAGCCUAAUGGAUGAGGGGAAAGCAGUGGAUAUAGUCUACCUGGACUUCAGUAAGGCCUUUGACACUGUCUCCCAUAAGAUCCCCAUAGACAAGCUGUUAAAGUGGCCGUUGCUGGAUGGGCAAACAGCGAGGUGGUUUGAAAACUGUCUGAAUGGCUGGGCCCAGAGGGUGGUGGUCAGCGGCACAAAGUCUAGUUGGAGGCCAGUAGUAACUAGGGGUGUACUGCAGGGGUCAGUACUGGACUCAGUCCUGUUCAACGUUUUCAUUAAUGAUCUGGAUGAUGGGGCAGAGUGUACCCUCAGCAAGUUUGCAGAUGACACAAAACAGAGGGGCGUGGCGGAUACACCAGAGGGUCUUGCUGCCAUCCAGAGGGACCUGGACGGACUGGAGAAAUGGGCAGAGAGGAACCUCAUGCAGUUCAACAAGGGGAAGUACAAAGUCCUGCACCUGGAAAGGAACAACCCCAGGCACCGGUACAUGCUGGGGGCCACCCAGCUGUAAAGCAACCUUGCAGAAAAGUCUAUGGGGGUCCUGGGGGUCACCAAGUCGAGCAUGAGCCAGCAAUGUGUCCUUGCAGCAAAGAAGGCUAAUGAUAUCCUGGGCUGCAUUAGGCAA